Messenger RNA from Prorocentrum cordatum, 1414 nucleotides. The record is from the annotation of a GenBank genome assembly. Lineage: Eukaryota; Dinophyceae; Prorocentrales; Prorocentraceae.
AUGCGCUUCCCUCCUCUGGGAUUGCUGUGAUCCUGGGCUGCGCGCCAGCCCGCUGAGGCACCGCCACCAGCGCGUCAAAGCCCGGGCCCGGCAACAGUGAGGCACAGCACGGCGGGCAGGCAGGCGGGCACGCGCCUUCCCUAUACGCAGAAUGCUCCAUGGCGAUCGAAUCAUGCCCCGUCUCCGCCCGCACUCGGCGCAGCUGUGCCACUCUUCACUCCUCCUCUGAACUGGCAGGGCGGCGCACUCCUGUUUCUGCGCCCUGCGCGCGGACACCCACGCACGAGCAUGCAAACUCUGCACCACAAAAAAAAUCCCGACAACCGGAAAGAAAGCGCUCUGGACAGCCGUGCCAGUCCGAGCUGAAACACGGCAUUCUGCCGUCGCUCUACAACGCGGCCGCCAGACUACUGCGGACUGCCGUGCCCGUAGUCGAAAGUAACAGACAAAAUGAAUGCGUGAACCCCUCCUCACGGAAUUAACAGGACACACCAGGAUCCCAUGAUUUGCCACCGAAGGAGUAUGGUGUUCGCCGCUUCUGCCUCUCCUCCAGGAGGGCGAAGCGGAUAAGCUCCAGUAUGCCAGGCGAGAGGGGGGGAGAGAAGGAGGAGGCACGAGGGAAAGGGGGAGGGCGAAAGGCGAAGCUCCCCUUGCGUAAGAUCCGCGGCCUCGGUCCGUGACUCGAGGCGGCGGAACCCGCAGACGGCACGAAGAGGCAGCCGUGGCUCCGGGAUGCCAGCAACCACUCGCCGACCCCAUCCCUGGCCUGGGUCGUCCCGGGUCCGGGCCACGGUGCCUGCGGCCUCUUGGCCUCGACGGGACUGCGGCCCCGAACAGGGACAGGGAUGGCGUGGCUGCCUCCUCACGGGGCCCAAGAAUAUACACCACCACCACCUCCGUCACCCCCUCCCUCUCCUGAGAAAGAGGGGAGGAAGAGGAAGGAAGAAAGGGGGGAGGAAUGGCGGUCUUGGUGGUGUAUAUUGUAUAUAUAAUUGAGGCCCGCACUUCUGCAACAUGCAACACUACUAAAAGUUGGAGGCCAAGUGAACAUUCCGCCCACCAGGUGAGGCCGGCGCUGUCCGUAGCAGCCUGCCCGCUGCCCCUGGCCAACGGGCCCCUGGUCUCAGGUCGGGCAUGUCUUCCUACAGACGGAUUUUGAGGGACAUGCCCGACUCAACCCUCGUCUCAGGUCAGUAUUUCGACCAUGAGUGAAACACGUCCUUGCCCUGCCCACUCAUUAUAGCCCUUUCGCGCUGCCCAGAGCAGACGCGCAGAGUAGGACUUCGCAGCACGCUGAUCAGACAGCGGCAGCGCGCGGCACUUGCAAAGCUCAGGGCUCAACACACCCGAAGACGCCAGGCACACUGCUCGUGCCAGUGUGCGACAUUAAAUCGGCUCGCCCCGGCGCAUCUUG